AUCAGGUGUGUCAAGUGGGGUCAGGCUGGAAUACACAACUGGAGAAACAGGAAGAAGAAAUUUGUGGGAGCAAGUGCACAGGAAGAAAGCAGGGCUGCUACGAAAGGACACAUAAAAGAGGACUUGGAGACUAUGUGAAGAAUUUGUUAGAAAUGGACUGGAGUUCCAUGAGCCUCAAAGCAGCAAGAAGAGAACAGAGCCGCAGGCUCCCUACAGUGAGACGUCAAGGAGAGGGAUGCAAGAUCAACACACCAGAGAACCAAGUUUCCAGCAAAAGCACAGUCUCUCCGUACGUGUCCACAGACCAGGGGCAUAACAAGAUUGAUGCUCAGCCAAGAGGUGGACUUUUCAUGAGGAACACUGUUCAGGAGCACAGCGCGUUUCGAUUUGCAGUGCAGUUAUACAACACGAACCAAAACACCACAGAAAAGCCCUUCCAUUUGAACUAUCAUGUAGAUCACUUGGACUCUUCCAACAGUUUUUCAGUGACAAAUGCUUUCUGUUCACAGUUUUCCAGAGGCGUUUAUGCCAUCUUUGGAUUCUAUGACCAGAUGUCAAUGAACACACUAACGUCAUUCUGUGGAGCCCUUCACACUUCCUUCGUCACACCCAGCUUCCCAACAGAUGCAGACGUGCAGUUUGUCAUCCAGAUGCGGCCAGCAUUAAAAGGAGCCAUCUUGAGUCUCUUGACCCAUUAUAAGUGGGAAAAGUUUGUGUACCUCUAUGACACUGAACGGGGAUUUUCCAUUCUCCAGGCAAUUAUGGAAGCAGCAGUUCAGAACAACUGGCAAGUGACAGCCAGAUCUGUAGGAAGCAUAAAGGAUGUUCAAGAAUUCAGAAGAAUUAUAGAGGAGAUGGACAGGCGACAAGAAAAAAGAUACUUAAUUGACUGUGAAGUAGACAGAAUAAACACCAUUUUGGAACAGGUUGUAAUCCUUGGCAAACAUUCUCGAGGUUAUCACUACAUGUUAGCUAACCUGGGUUUCACAGACAUUGUGCUGGAGAGAGUAAUGCACGGAGGUGCCAAUGUUACUGGAUUUCAAAUAGUUAAUAAUGAAAACCCAAUGGUUCAACAGUUUCUACAACGCUGGGUGAGGCUUGAUGAAAGGGAAUUCCCAGAAGCCAAAAACUCACCAUUAAAGUAUACAUCUGCACUGACCCACGAUGCAGUCCUAGUCAUAGCAGAGGCUUUCCGUUACCUGCGAAGGCAGCGUGUUGAUGUCUCCAGGAGAGGUAGUGCUGGAGACUGCCUGGCUAACCCUGCAGUACCGUGGAGCCAAGGAAUUGAUAUAGAAAGAGCGCUGAAAAUGGUGCAGGUUCAAGGAAUGACAGGGAACAUCCAGUUCGACACCUAUGGGCGGAGAACAAAUUACACAAUUGAUGUGUAUGAAAUGAAGGCUGCUGGAUCAAGGAAGUCUGGUUAUUGGAAUGAAUAUGAAAGAUUUGUGCCAGCAUUAGAUCAGCUGCCCUCUAAUGACACUUCAUCCGUGGAGAACAGAACUAUAGUAGUCACUACUAUCUUGGAAUCACCAUAUGUAAUGUAUAAGAAAAACCAUGAACAACUAGAAGGGAAUGAGAGAUAUGAAGGAUAUUGUGUAGACUUAGCUUCUGAAAUAGCAAAACAUGUUGGAAUAAAAUACAAACUGUCAAUUGUUGGAGAUGGGAAAUACGGAGCUAGGGACCCUGAGACUAAGAUAUGGAAUGGCAUGGUGGGUGAACUGGUCUAUGGGAGAGCAGAUAUAGCUGUUGCCCCCCUCACUAUAACAUUGGUGCGAGAAGAAGUCAUAGACUUUUCCAAGCCCUUUAUGAGCCUGGGAAUCUCCAUCAUGAUCAAGAAGCCUCAGAAAUCUAAACCGGGUGUAUUCUCUUUCCUGGAUCCUUUGGCUUAUGAAAUUUGGAUGUGUAUAGUCUUUGCUUACAUUGGCGUCAGCGUAGUUCUUUUCCUAGUCAGCAGAUUCAGCCCUUAUGAAUGGCACUUGGAAGACAGCACUGAAGAGCCACGUGACCCUCAGAAUCCUCCUGACCCUCCAAAUGAGUUUGGAAUAUUUAAUAGCCUUUGGUUUUCCCUGGGUGCCUUUAUGCAGCAAGGAUGCGAUAUUUCUCCAAGAUCUCUCUCAGGGCGAAUUGUCGGAGGAGUCUGGUGGUUCUUCACUCUCAUCAUUAUCUCUUCCUACACUGCUAAUCUUGCUGCCUUCCUUACGGUGGAAAGGAUGGUGUCUCCCAUAGAGAGCGCAGAGGAUCUGGCUAAACAAACGGAGAUAGCCUAUGGAACUUUGGAUUCAGGCUCAACCAAAGAAUUCUUUAGAUGUGGAUACCUAUCUACAUGGAACUGGACCGAUACCAGCCCCUCAUUUCACAUGAACAGAUGGUAAUGACUUCUAGCCGCUUCACAACUGGUCAGAUUCCAGCUAGUGACCUAUUUUGUAGUGUUGGCUGUUUCCCUAAAUGUCACAGUGUCUCCCAGAUAGAUGCUAACCCAGCAAUGUAGAUUAAAGCUAGAUACAACAUUGCUGUUUCGAGCAUGCAUGAUGAACACUUGUCAGUGUGACGUUGCUCUUACAGUUAAAACAUUAGAGCAUAUUUUUUGUAACAUUUUCACAGCAGGCUCUGUUCACUCUCCUCAGUGGUUGGUGACUCUCUGCAUCAGGGUAUUUGUCCGCCCAGUAUAUAUAAGAAACAAAUGAGCCUUCCUAUGUUUUUAUGUUUGUUGCUCAUUUCUGCUCAGAAACAUUUUAUGUUUUGCACUAAUUAGCUUAUAAAAGCAUUUAAAUGGCAAUCAAUACAUUACACCAAUUCCCUUUUGGCUUUCAAAGGGCAUUCAUCCAUACUGAAAAUGAGAAGAACCUCUUCUUAGAUAUUUACUUGCAUAAAGUCUCAGAUUAAAGGCUCAAAAAUAACUUUCUUUUUCUUGAAAACCAACGAAGGACUGUACUAGAAAGCAGUUACAAAUAGCAACAUUGCUCCUUUAAGGACAUAUCUUUUAAAAUUAAUAUUUUCUAAUACAUUCAAUUAAAGCUUCAGCAUAUAUGAGCAGCUCAUCAAAUCAAUAUAACAUCAUUUAAUCCAAAUUCAGCACUGAGCCUAAGUUUAAUACCACAGUCUAAUAGGUUUCUGACCUCCAGGAUGCAUUUAUUCAAAAGGCGUGAACUUUACAACUAAUUAAUAAUUCUUAUGUAAACUUAGCUGUAUUUAAAUUUCUGUAGAAGAACAUGUUUCUAGACAUUUAGAAAUAGAAAUUGCUCUUCAGUUUAUUGUGGUUUCUUUUAUAUAACACAUUCUAUAACGUGCUAACAUUCUAUAACAGAUAUCUGUAUUAAGAGGCUUUUGAAAGGUUUCUUUAAAAUAACUCAUAUGGUAGAUGUUUGGUCAUUAGUAAACAGCUGACCAACCAGUACACUUCACUGAAAACCUGAAAUUUCAGAAGGUAUCCUUGAAUUUUAUGUAAUAUGACAGGAUGAAAUAUUGAGAUAGGUGACAUUUAGCAAGAUCUUCCAUUAGGUCUUUUUCUUUUUUUGUGGGAAACUGAAGCAUCUCAUAUCAUACCAUUGCCAAUGUAGUUAAUUACUGUUAACUAAAACUCAGAGAAAAAAAAAAGGAGGCCUCAAAGGACUGAUAUUUUAUUGUACAACUUUGUAUUUUC
This is a messenger RNA of Anas platyrhynchos (mallard), 3640 nucleotides long. It is a transcript of the gene GRIA3, whose product is annotated as glutamate ionotropic receptor AMPA type subunit 3. NCBI's taxonomy places the organism in Eukaryota, Metazoa, Chordata, Aves, Anseriformes, Anatidae. Gene Ontology annotation, cellular component: membrane. Gene Ontology annotation, biological process: monoatomic ion transport. The record is from RefSeq and is a predicted model, not a curated record. Gene Ontology annotation, molecular function: ligand-gated monoatomic ion channel activity; signaling receptor activity.